Knipowitschia caucasica is the source of this 2619-nucleotide messenger RNA. The record is from the annotation of a GenBank genome assembly. NCBI's taxonomy places the organism in Eukaryota, Metazoa, Chordata, Actinopteri, Gobiiformes, Gobiidae.
AUGUCCCACCUCUUCCCAACCAGCAGAGGGCGAUAUACUGCUGCGCAGUGUGUUUGUUUGUGCGCAUGCGCGGCCCUGCUCCGCUCUGACGAUAGCGGAAAAACCUCACAGCGUCUGCAGCAGAGUGACCAGUGCCCGGGGGGAGAGUGCAGUGGCCCCUGCCCUGCGUCUCUCCGAGCCCCAGAAGGUUCUCAGCGGUCUCUGUCUCCUGCUUGGAGCCUUCGAACAGCGGCUGCUCCUCAGGGUCCCUGCUGCUCUGGAGUCAUGGGUUCGCGGUCCCCUUGUGGCCCCCUGUGCCUCCUCUGGGUGGCGCUGCUGCUGCUGCUGGGAACGAAGGCCGAGGAGCGGGACUACUACACUCUGCUGGGGGUGAGCCGCUCGGCCAACACCAAAGAGAUCCGCCGGGCCUUCAAACAGCUGGCCCUGACCAUGCACCCGGACAAGAACCCGGGAGACGCGACGGCUCAUGAGAAGUUCCUGAAGGUGAACCGGGCCUACGAGGUUCUGAAGGACGAGGAUCUGAGGAAGAAGUACGACAAGUACGGAGAGAAGGGUCUGGACGAGCAGCAGGGCGGCCGCUACGAGAGCUGGAACUACUACAGAUACGACUUUGGUAUCUACGAUGACGACCUGGAGAUCAUCACUCUGGACAGUGGAGACUUCGAAGCGGCCGUGAACUCUGGUGAAGUCUGGUUUAUCAACUUCUACUCCCCACGCUGCUCCCACUGUCACCAGCUGGCUCCUACGUGGAGGGAAGUGGCCAAAGAGAUGGACGGCGUGAUCCGGAUCGGAGCCGUGAACUGUGGAGACAACCAUCAGCUGUGCCGGAGGAGAGGGGUCAGCAGCUACCCCAGCCUGUACCUGUACCGAGCAGGCCAGCCGCCAGAGAAGUUCAGUGGUGAGCGCUCCAAGGACAGCCUCGUGCGCGUCUCCAUGCAGUUCAUCACCGCCACCGUGCACCAGCUGUGGCACGGAAAUGUCUUCAGUGAGAUCGAGACGGCGUUCUCUGAAGGCGUCGGUUGGCUCAUCACCUUUUGUGCAGAAACUGGAGACUGCCUGGAGCCCCGGAGCCGGCAGAAGCUGGCCAGCAUGUUGGACGGCCUGGUGAAGGUGGGAUGGCUCGACUGUGUGCACCAGGAGCAGCUCUGCGAGAGCUUCCAGGUGAGCAGUGGAGCCACCGCCUUGUUCCCUCCAGGAAGCUCUCUGGACCAAGAAGGCAGCGUCCUGUGGCUGCACACCCUGGACAGCAGAGAGAUCUACCAGCAGGUCCUCCAGCACCUGCCUGACCUGGAGCUUCUCAGUGCCCACAACUUCCAGAGUAAAGUGGCUCGGCACCGAUGGCUCGUCAGCUUUUCUUUUGGUGAAAAUGACACAUCUAUGAAUGAAUACAAGAAGCUGCAAGCUCUGCUCCGGAACGACCACAUCCAGGUGGGCAGAGUGUUGUGUGUGGCAGACGCCGAGCUGUGCCGGUCCCUGUACAUCCACAAAGCCUGCGUGGCCGUGUUCAAAGGAAUGGGCAUCCACAACUUCGAAAUCCACCACGGUAAAGAUGCGUUGUACAACAUCGUGGCGUUCGCCCGCGACAGCGUGAGGGCCCAUGUGACCACGCUGAGGCCAGACACCUUCCCGACCAAUCAGAAGGAGCCCUGGCUCGUCGACUUCUUCGCCCCGUGGUGCCCCCCCUGCCGGGCCCUCCUCCCUGAGCUGAGGAAGGCCUCCAUCCAGCUGGCAGGACAGAUGAGGUUCGGGACCCUGGACUGCACGGUCCAUCAGCAGGUCUGCUCCAGGUACAACGUUCAGGCCUAUCCCACCACCGUCAUCUUCAACGGCUCCUCUGUGCACGAGUACGAAGGCCAGCACUCUGCAGCCGGCAUCCUGGAGUUCAUACAGGACCUGGUGCAGCCGGCGGUGCUGGUCCUGGAUCCUGAAAGCUUCACACAGAAAGUCAAAGGGCGGUCAGAGGACGAGGUGUGGGCCGUAGCCUUUUUCGCUCCGUGGUGUGGACCAUGUCAGAUGCUGAAGCCCGAGUGGAGACGCAUGGCACGGCUGGUCUCGGGUCAGAUCCUGGUGGGCUCUGUGGACUGUCAGCGCUUCCAGACCUUUUGUCAGAGUCAGGGAGUGAGGGCGUACCCCGAGCUGCGCCUCUACUCUGGGGGCCCCAGGACCACCCACAGCACGUACAGCGGCUGGCACAGAGAUUCUCAGUCGUUGAGGAGCUGGGCCCUCAGCGCUCUGCCUCGCGCCUCCAUAGACCUGACUGCAGACUCGUUCCGGAGGCUGGUGCUGGAGGGAGAGCAGCACUGGGUCUUGGACUUCUACGCCCCGUGGUGUGGGCCGUGUCAACACUUCGCUCCAGAGUUUGAAGUCGUGGCCCGAAACCUGCAGGGGGCAGUGCGGGCCGGGAAAGUGGACUGUCAGCAGCACCAGCAGCUGUGCCAGGCCGCAGCCAUCAACGCAUACCCCACAGUGCGCUUCUACCCCCAGCAGAGGGCGCCUCGGAGUGUGUCUGGAGGAGAGUUCAUCAACAGCAGAGAGGCCCAUGUGAUCCAUGACAUCAUCAGACAGCGACUGGAGAAGCUAACUCCGCGCGCUAACAGGAAAUCCAAGGACGAGCUCUGA